UAGUCUGUCAAUUACUGUCAAGUGUCAUGAGCUGUCACCUGUAAAUUAUUGUGAAAUUCUGUGUGAAAUCGAAACCGAUCGAAAAUCUAAACUCGAGACAGGUUAAUAUUCUUAUCAAAACCAAAAAAAUAUUUAAAAUGGCUAAUGAAAGCGAACCGACGGAUUUGGAUUGGAUACAGUUACGUAAAGACAUGGGAGCUGCUCAUCAUGUUGAGACUACUUCAGAAAAAUUCGGAAGAAAAAUAACAGAGAAUCCAUUUGUUCCUCUUGGAUGUCUAGCCACAGCAGGUGCAUUAUCUUUUGGUCUUUGGAGCUUUAGAACUGGAAGAAGGAAGUUAUCUCAACAAAUGAUGCGUGCGAGGAUUGUAGCACAAGGAUUCACUAUUGCAGCACUUGUAGUUGGUGUGAUGAUGACAGCGGGGAAGACUGUGAAAUAGAUACAUUUAUUACCUCAUAAAUUGUACUAAGUAGAUGUCUAAUUUUGUAUUUUAUAAAUAAUUCAUUAUUUUUAGUAAUAAUAUAAUUCUUUAUGCAAGCAGAA
Manduca sexta (tobacco hornworm) is the source of this 541-nucleotide messenger RNA. Its product is annotated as HIG1 domain family member 2A, mitochondrial. The record is from RefSeq and is a predicted model, not a curated record. The coding region runs from base 138 to 437 and encodes 99 amino acids. Gene Ontology annotation, biological process: mitochondrial respirasome assembly. Lineage: Eukaryota; Metazoa; Arthropoda; Insecta; Lepidoptera; Sphingidae. The transcript has 2 exons. Gene Ontology annotation, cellular component: mitochondrion.